Molecule: messenger RNA, 696 nt
Organism: Dovyalis caffra
Lineage: Eukaryota; Viridiplantae; Streptophyta; Magnoliopsida; Malpighiales; Salicaceae
Source: the annotation of a GenBank genome assembly
AUGGGGGCAUUGCUUCUUGUGAAGGCACUUAAAAUGAUAUGUGCCUCCGAGGACAAAAUGUAUGUGAGCGAAACUGGUACACCUCAUGGUUGGGAUGUGGCAUUCUACGUUUUUGGAUUCUUCAAGGGCAUAAUGUUAUUCACUGUGAUCGUCCUUAUAGGCACCGGUUGGUCAUUCUUGAAACCAUACCUUCAAGAACGCGAAAAGGAUGUUUUGAUUAUAGUAAUUCCCUUGCAAGUUCUGGAAAACAUAGCUUAUGUUGUUAUCAGUGAAACUGGGCCAGCAACUAAGGAUUGGUUGACCUGGAACCAAAUUUUCUUGUUGAUUGAUAUCAUAUGCUGUUGCGCCGUGUUUUUUCCAAUCAUUUGGUCGAUCCGAAAUCUGAAAGAGGCAUCGAAAUCGGACGGAAAGGCUGCUCGGAACCUACAAAAAUUAACCCUCUUCAAGAAUUUUUACAUUUGUCUGGUGAUGUAUUUGUAUUUCACUAGAGUUGUCGUUUCUUCUAUGGAGGGUAUUUUGGAUUAUAGAUAUGAAGGGUUUACGUAUGUUCUUUCUGAAGGUGCAAGCCUGGCUUUCUAUGUGUUUAUAUUCUAUAAUUUUCAGCCCAUAGAAAGGAACCCAUACUUGGUGAUCGAUGAAGAGGAAGAGCUUUCUGCUGAACAAAUAUUGCAAGAUGAUGACUCCUUUGAACUAUAA